AUGAGUUUUGGAAAAAUUUUCAGACUUUUUUUAGGAGGUGUAUUCAACAUUGAAUAUUCGGAAUCUGAGCUUUUACCACUCAUUAUGAGAACAUUUGUCAUGAAAAUAACCACACACAGAAAAUACUUAGCGUUGACUGAUAAUUUUAUCUAUGAAAACGCUAUCGUGGAGGAUUAUUGUAUUUUUUCCUUCUAAUGAAGACUGAGGAUGGCAGAUUAUACAAAUCAUUAAUAUGCGUUGUGAUCGAUUUCUUUAUGCGCGCCAAAUAAAAGCGCGCUAAAGGAUAUGCGCAAAGAAUCCUAGUAAGAGCGUACAGUCCAACAAUAUUCUGUGCUGUGAAGAAAAGCUACUGUGACAUUGAGACUUGUAUCGACACAGAAGGUUGCUAAAUUCGAGUGGAUGAUGUUUUAAAAGUUGUUUCAUAGUUGUUUGCUGUCGUAACAAUGUCCGAAGAUUGCUUGGAAACUAAUCUGCAAAAGAUAUUCGGUCACCAUGAAUUCAAAAGCGAAACGCAAAGGCGUGCUGCGAAAGCCGUCUUCGAAAGGGAAAAAGAUGUUUAUAUCUGCAUGCCCACGGGCGCUGGGAAGUCGCUGUGUUUUCAGCUGCCUGCUGCAAUGCAAAAAGAUAAAGUUGCAUUGAUCUUUUCACCAUUGAUAGCUCUGAUCAAGAAUCAAAUAGAUAUUCUAGACUCAUUUAACAUCAAUGUGAAAACAUUGAAUUCAAAGACUCGAGUGAAAGAGAAAGCUUCUAUAGUAAAAGAUCUGCAGUCUAAACAACCAAAACUGAAAAUGUUGUACGUUACACCAGAGAUGGCUACUACGCGCGGUUUCCAGACUCUAGUUAAGAAAAUGUACACUGCCGGUGUGAUUUCAUAUAUUGUGCUCGACGAAGCCCAUUGUUUGAGUCAAUGGGGUCAUGAUUUCAGGCCUUCAUACAGAGAAUUGGGGAUAUUCAGAGAAAUGUGUCCAAAUGUGCCAAUUAUUGCAUUAACGGCAACAGCCGAUAAAGAGGUUGUAGCCGACAUAUUUUCUGUAUUGAAAAUGCAGAAUCCUGCACGUUUUGUGCUUCCAGUCUUUCGAGAUAACCUGUACUAUGAUUUGAUGUUUAUGGAAACAUUGAACAAUCCACUUGAACAUCUCAAAGACUUUAUUACUAAAGCACUAGGUACCGUUGAUGAAUCUGCUUCUCCGAUGCAACGAAAUUGUGGGAUAGUUUAUUGUCGGAAGAAGGAUACCACCUCUAGCUUAGCUGAAAGUCUGACUACUAUGGGUAUUAAGGCUGUAUCUUAUCACGCGGGUCUAAGUACUUUAAUUCGAACUGCAAAUCAGAAUGCAUGGAAUAGUGGAAAGGUUCAGGUCAUUGUAGCGACCUGCAGUUUUGGAAUGGGAGUCGACAAAGGGCCAGUCAGGUUUGUUGUACACUGGUCGGUACCACACACAGUUGCUGGGUACUACCAGGAAUCGGGAAGAGCAGGGAGAGACGGCAAACCUGCUCGGUGCCGGAUCUAUUUCAGCAAACAAGAACAUGAUGCGAUAGAUUAUAUUCUGCGCAAUUCAAAAGAUUCGAAUAUUCAGAACGCGGCUCUGGCGCAGAAAAACUUUCAACGAAUGGUGGCUUAUUGCCUGGAAGCCAAAUGUCGCCACGCACAAUUCUCAAAAUUCUUUGGUGACAAACCUCCAGCCUGUGGAAAUCGAUGUGAUUGUUGUGAAAACAAAAAGGGAGUUCAGAAUCGGAUCGAGGAAUUUCGUAGCAUUAAAUUUGAAAACAAAACAUCGAUUGAAAGUUCUGUGGCAGAUGGUGUUGCACUUCCAAAGUAUGACGUGCUUGAAUCAGAUACUGAGAGUGACAAUUCUGGACCAGGAUUUGAAGCAAUGAAGGCGCAAGAAAAACGUGAAGCUAAAGAAUUGCUUACUCAGCAAUUUGCUUUACGCAGAGGAAAUGCAAAGCCUGAAGCAGUAAGACUGCCGAGUCACCAAAUUAAAAUGGCUGCAUCUGAAGCACAUGUAAAAUCUGCAGAAGCGACACAUGUUAAAGUAAAGGGACUAACAAUAGAGUCGCGAGAGUACUUCUACAAUUAUUUGGUUGAUCUACUGACAGAGAAUCACAAAAUAUUCAAGAAUCAUCACAAGAUGAUUUCAAUCAACGCAGAAGACAUAAGUUCCUUAGCGCAAGAGCUCGAAUACACCAUUUUCAGUCGUACCGUAGCUGCUAAUGUUUACCGAUUUAAUAUUGCAAAAGUUGUUAAAUCCAUUAAGGACUCUAACAAGUCAAGAAUCCUUGAUCUUAAUUUGGAAAAUUAUGAACCAGGUGCAAAAAAGGCUACAUCUCCCAAGAAAUCUUUAAAAGCAGCAGAAGAGAAAAAAAAAUCAUCAAAGAAUGGUUGUGACUUUGUAACGGCCAAAGUCAUUUAUAAUGAUGCUCAACAAGCCGCGAAUUCAUCAGCAAAUCCGAAUGUCGCAAAAUGCUCCGUGACUGAGUUAUCUGGAAAGUCUUCACAAACGCGUGAGCCUAUAGAUUCCCAGGCAUCAGAUCGACCGAAAACCAGCUGUGAUUUUGUAUCCACAAGAGACAUUAACCAAAGUUCUCAAAAACCAAAAAAAAAAUCAUCAAAGAAAGCAGUCAAAAUGAGAUCUGUGACAGAGUUUUUCAAAAAAUCUUCCACCUUACGUGAGCAAGCAAUUUCUGAGACACCAAAAGAAUCAGAGGCCAAGUGUGAUUUUGUACCGACAGAAAACAUUUGUGACAGCGCUCAACAAUCUGAUGACGAAAGACCCUCAUCACCUGCAAAUCUCAAAGUAAGACCAUUGAAAGAGUUUCUUGAAAAAUCUCCUAUGGUGUGUGAGCAACCAGUUUCUGAGAAACCAGAGGAAUCAGAGACCAACUCCAACUCUGUUCCAGUGAUAGAAAAUUCAUCAGAUUCAGGAGAAUCUGAUAAAAAGCAAUCAGCAAAUCCGAAGAUGAAAACGCGCUGCAUAACUAAGUCUCUUGAAACAUCUUCAAAAGCAUGUAAACGAAAAAUACGUCAGCCAAAACAGCAGUCAUUUGAAUACGAGUUCGAAACUGCCUCAGAAAUCGCCCAAAAUUUCUUACCCGCAACUUCAAGUAAGUCAAGUCAAAAAGAUGGUCACAAUAAGCGAAAAUGCGAUAAAAAAUCCGCUACUACGCCAGAGGGGGUCCGUUCAAAGAAGAAAAAAACAUAGUGACGAGCAAACGUUUUUUGCCAAAGAACAGUAUGAAAGUGAUGACGAAGUUACUAUAAUUCAUGCAAAUUCAAGUAAAACAUGGCAGUUUAAGUGACAGUCAAGAUGAUUUAAGUUCCACCGCGUCUAAGGUUGAGAACGAUGUAGAAUAUUGUAAAAGAAAAAGCCUUACAAAGCAGUUAGUAAAAGAAUGGCGACUGGUACCUAAUUCAACUUCAUGAGUCAAUGGAGAUUCUUUAUUUAAAAAUGGCAGAUACGCAAGGACGUCAGCCAAACAACGACAAAGAUAUGAGAGAUGGUCUUCUAGAUCGUCUGAGGCUCGCAAGUCUACUUCGCUACGAUGUGUAGAAAAAAAUCACAAAUCAAGAGAAGAAAUUGCAGAAGAUUGAUGAUCAGUGGAGAAUUGAAGCCUUGUUUUUGCUGUGGCGAAUCUGAUAGAGAGACCUACAUAAAACUUGGAAGGUGGAUCCGUCACAAUGUUAGAAAAUAUCAUUGUUACAGUGAGUUCAACUUUUUUCCAGCAAUGACACUCCAGUGAAUUGCUGUUGACCGAUGUUCUUGCAUCUAUCCGUUUGCCAAAAUAGUAAAGAGUAUUAAUUCGGAAUCAUAUUAGCCUGAUUUUUCAUAUCGUGUUUCAGGUAGAAGAGAGAUAGUUAAAAUUGUUGCCGCAUACCUGGACAGUUUGACGGUAAAUUAGCAUCAUCUCUCAACAUCUUCGAACUUGAUAUUUGCUAUAUUGCUAUCCAAAUUGCGGCUACCUGCAAUUUUUAUACGAGCUAGUACAAUAUUAGUACAAUAACUGCAAUAUUCCAUAUCAUGUUUCUUUUUACCUUGUACUUUUGACUGAAAUUCAUUGAUCACUAUGUUUCGAUCCAAUCUCAUUUAUUCUUAGCAAAUAACUUUAUUUGGUCCAGUAUUCAGUAGCAUAGAUUAUAAGGACCAGUUGAAGAUAUUAAUUUUUUUGUUUGUCAGUAUUUAUUUUUUUUAAUUAGUUUAUCGUUCCAGUGUUCAGUGAUGAAGAUUGUAAGGACGAGUUGGAGAUUUUUUAUUUUUUUAUUUUUCACUCAUUGUUGCUACUCACUCAUCUUCCUCUCAUCUCAAUGAUGCCAGCGACAGAACUUCGUUAGUGAUGUACAUUUCUUGCAGUAUGUGAUGUGUAUAAUCACACUGAAAUGUAAAUAAAUCUUAAAUAGCCACCUAGUCAUAAAAACAUUAUGUCCCAACUAUGUUAUUGUUCUGAAGCGUACGUGUGUGAAAUUUAUCGAUGCAUUAAACUAUUUCAUCUAUGAAA
Molecule: messenger RNA, 4491 nt
Organism: Athalia rosae (coleseed sawfly)
Lineage: Eukaryota; Metazoa; Arthropoda; Insecta; Hymenoptera; Athaliidae
Product: ATP-dependent DNA helicase Q5-like
Exons: 15
Coding region: 444-3200 (918 amino acids)
Biological process (GO): double-strand break repair via homologous recombination
Cellular component (GO): cytoplasm; chromosome
Molecular function (GO): four-way junction helicase activity; 3'-5' DNA helicase activity; nucleic acid binding
Source: RefSeq, a predicted model, not a curated record